Molecule: messenger RNA, 3019 nt
Organism: Sinocyclocheilus grahami
Lineage: Eukaryota; Metazoa; Chordata; Actinopteri; Cypriniformes; Cyprinidae
Product: NACHT, LRR and PYD domains-containing protein 3-like
Exons: 8
Coding region: 25-2808 (927 amino acids)
Molecular function (GO): protein binding
Source: RefSeq, a predicted model, not a curated record
GUGUCUGUGAAGAGUGACUGGUCUAUGGAUCAUCCACUAAAGCUUAGUGGACCUGGGUCAUUCCUGCCACCCAGACCAGAGGAAACAGAACCCAUCCGUAAGCAGUCAAAAAGUGAGCCAGAUGUUUUCAGAUCAAAUCUGAUGAAGAAGUUUCAGUAUGUGUAUGAGGGAACAGCAGAGCAACAAAGAUCUUAUUCACUCCUGAAUGAGAUCUACACCGAGCUCUAUAUCACAGAGAGUGAGAGUGGAGAGAUCAGUAAUGAGCAUGAGGUGAGACAGAUUGAGACACAAUCCAGGAGAGCAGCAACCGAGGACACGCCGAUUAAAUGCAAUGACAUCUUUAGACCUUUACCUGGACAAGACAGAGCCAUCAGAACUGUGCUGACAAAGGGAGUCGCUGGCAUUGGAAAAACCGUCUCUGUGCAGAAGUUCAUCCUGGACUGGGCUGAAGGGAAAGAGAAUCAGGAGAUCCACCUCAUAUUUCCUCUUCCUUUCAGAGAGCUCAAUUUGUUAUGGGACCAAAAACUGAGUCUUUCAGAUCUUUUGCAGAAGUUUUUCCCUGGAACUGAAGAAAUGAGACCAUUCAGUGGAGAAUAUAACGUUUUCUUCAUUUUCGAUGGUCUGGACGAGUGUCGUCUGUCUCUGGAUUUUCAGAGCAAUGUAAGGUUGUGGGAUGUAGAUGAAUCAGCCUCAGUGGACGUGCUGCUGACGAACCUCAUUAUGGGGAAUCUGCUUCCCUCUGCUCUCAUCUGGAUCACCUCCAGACCAGCAGCAGCUGAUCUCGUCCCCACUGAAUGCGUCCAUCGAGUGACAGAGGUACGAGGCUUCAAUGAGCCACAGAAGGAGGAAUACUUCAGGAAGAGAAUCAGUGAUCAGAGUCUGGCCAAUACAAUCAUCUCACACCUGAAGUCAUCAAGGAGCCUCUACAUCAUGUGCCACAUCCCAGUGUUCUGCUGGACCUCAGCCACUGUUCUCGAGAAGAUGUUGAGUCCAGCAGAGAGUGGAGAGAUUCCCAAGACUCUCACUCAAAUGUAUACACACUUCCUGAUCAUUCAGACCAACAUCAAACGUGAGAAGGACUAUGAGAAGAAGGUGACAGAUGAAGACAUGAUCCUCAAACUGGGGAAACUGGCAUUUCAGCAGCUUGUGAAUGGCAAACUGAUCUUCUAUGAGGAAGACCUGAGAGAGUGUGGCAUUGAUGUGACAGAAGCAGCAGUGUUCUCAGGAUUGUGCACUCAGAUAUUCAGAGAGGAGUUGAGAUUGCAUCAGGGGAAAGUCUUCUGCUUUGUUCAUCUGAGCAUUCAGGAACACCUAGCAGCUCUAUAUGUGCAUCUCUGCUUUACAGACAUAAAUGGGUUUGGACAGAGCAACAAACCAGAGACUAAAGUUUUGGAUUGGUUUCAGAAUAAUCCAGCAAAACAUGUUUCCUUAUCUGAGCUGCAUCAGAGAGCUGUGGAUGAGGCUGUACAGAGUAAAAAUGGACAUCUGGAUCUUUUCCUCCGUUUCCUUCUGGGGCUGUCAGUGAAGGUGAAUCAGAUUCUACUACUACAACUAAUAUCAUUGAGAGUAAGCAGCUCUGACAGCAAUGAGAAAACAGUUGAGUACAUCAAGAAGAAGAUCAGAGCCAUUGACUCUCCAGAGAGAUCCAUCAAUCUGUUCCACUGUCUGAAUGAAGUGGGUGACUAUUCACUAGUGGAGGAAAUACAUCAGUUUCUGAAAUCUGGAAGAAUGCACCGAGCCAAACUCUCUUCAUCUCAGUGGUCGGCUGUAGUUUUUGUGUUGUUGACAUCAGAGAAGGAGCUGGAUGAAUUUAAUAUUAAUAAUUUUUUUGGAGGAAACAAUAAAAUGGAAAAACUGGAAGUAACUGAGAAGCUGCUGCCUGUGAUUAAAGAAUCCAGAUCAGUACAGUUGAGUGAUUGUGGAAUCACAGAUAAAGGUUGUGCUGCUCUGGUUUCGGCUCUGAGUUCAAACCCCUCACACCUGAGAGAACUGAAUCUGUCUGACAAUAAUCUAGGUGAUUCAGCAGUGAAGCAGCUCUCUGGUGUACUACACAAUCCUCGCUGUAAACUGGAGAUACUGAAGUUGAGGAACUGUGGUGUCACAGAUAAAGGUUGUGCUGCUCUGGCUUCAGCUCUGAUAUCAAACCCCUCACACCUGAGACAACUGGAUCUGACUGAUAAUAGAAAUAUAAGUGGUUCCGGAGUGAAGCAGCUUUCUGAUGCACUGCAGAAUCCUCAAUGUAAACUGGAGAAACUGUGGUUGAUUAAUUGUGGUGUCUCAGAUGAAGGUUGCUCUGCUCUGGCUUUAGUUUUAAAAUCAAACCCCUCACAUCUGAGAGAUCUGAACCUGUCUCAGAAUAAAAUAGGAAAUUCAGGUGUGAAGCUGCUUGCUGUUGGACUGGAGGAUCCUCACAGUAAACUGGAGAAACUGUGGUUGAUUAAUUGUGGUGUCUCAGAUGAAGGUUACGCUGCUCUGGCUUUAGCUUUAAAAUCAAACCCCUCACAUCUGAGAGAUCUGAACCUGUCUCAGAAUAAAAUAGGAAAUCCAGGUGUGAAGCUGCUUGCUGUUGGACUGGAAGAUCCUCACUGUAAACUGGAGAAACUGUGGUUGUGUGAGUGUGGUGUCACAGAUCAAGGUUGUGCUGCUCUAGCUUCAGCUCUGAUAUCAAACCCCUCACACCUGAGACAACUGAAUCUGACUGGAAACAAACGAGGAGAUACUGGAAGGAAGCUGCUUAAUGAUCUAAAGAAUGAUCCAUGUUGUAAACUGGAGAGCCUGGGCCAAUAUUGUGAGUAUAUUCUUAUUUAAAUAUAUAAAUACCUGUUACGGGAUGUACGUGAGCCCAUUAACUUGGAUUAAGCCAUAUGUCGGUUUUGUAGUCUGUUGCAAACUGCUAAACUGAUUUUCCAUGAUUUUAACAACAGAAAGCAUGAUACUUUUUUAUGCUUUUGAAUUUGGUAAGUGGUGGAUUGACAAAUCAGUAGAUUGGAAUCAUAGAAUUAUAAGCCGUUUCCAAAAA